Messenger RNA from Octodon degus (degu), 3472 nucleotides. It is a transcript of the gene Niban2, whose product is annotated as family with sequence similarity 129 member B. NCBI's taxonomy places the organism in Eukaryota, Metazoa, Chordata, Mammalia, Rodentia, Octodontidae. The record is from RefSeq and is a predicted model, not a curated record. The transcript is spliced from 13 exons. The coding region runs from base 206 to 2275 and encodes 689 amino acids.
GGCGCUGGGCCGCGGCGCGGGCGGGCGCGGGAGACUGAGGCUGCGGGCGAGAGGGACGGUGCUGGACCCCGCGCGGAGGCCGAAGCCGGGGAGGAGCGGCGGGAUCUGGACGGGCCAGGCUGCAUGGCGCCGGUGGCGUCUGUCUGAGCAGCGCGGGCAUUGGCUGGCGGCGGCCGGGUCGGGCUGAGUGCGGCUGCUCCUCGCCAUGGGGGACGUGGUGUCCACGCACCUGGACGACGCCCGGCGCCAGCACAUCGCAGAGAAAACCGAGAAGAUCCUGAGGGAGUUCCUGCAGUUCUAUGAGGACCAGUAUGGCGUCGCACUGUUCAACAGCAUGCGCCAUGAGAUCGAGGGCACUGGGCUGCCGCAGGAGCAGCUGCUCUGGCGCAAGGUGCCCCUGGACGAGCGCAUCAUCUUCUCCGGGAACCUCUUCCAAUACCAAGAGGACAGCAAGAAGUGGAGGAACCGCUUCAGCCUGGUGCCACACAACUACGGGCUGGUGCUGUACGAGAACAAAGUGGCCUAUGAGCGGCAGGUCCCACCCCGUGCCGUCAUCAACAGUGCAGGCUACAAAGUCCUCACCUCCCUGGACCAGUACCUGGAGCUGGUUGGCAACUCCUUGCCAGGUGGGCCAGGUAUCCCGGAGGACUCCAAGGUGGAGGGCCCGGCCUUCACGGACGCCAUCCGCAUGUACCGCCAGGCCAAGGAGCUGUACGGCACCUGGGAGAUGCUCUGCGGGAAUGAGGUGCAGAUCCUGAGCAACCUGGUGAUGGAGGAACUGGGCCCUGAGCUGAAGGCGGAACUCGCACCACGGCUGCGGGGAAAGCUGCAGGAGCGGCAGCGACAGUGGAUCCAGAUCUCGGACUCCACAUACCGCCUAGUAUAUGAGCAGGUCAAGGUGCUCUUUGAGGAGACGCUGUCCAAGCUGCAGCGGGCCCGGCCCGCCAUGGAGGCGACCAUCCGCACGGACAUGGACCAGAUCAUCACCUCCAAGGAGCACCUGGCCAGCAAGAUCCGAGCGUUCAUCCUGCCCAAGGCAGAAGUGUGUGUGCGGAACCACGUGCAGCCCUACAUCCCGUCCAUCCUGGAGGCCCUCAUGGUGCCCACCAGCCAGGGUUUCACCGAAGUGCGCGACGUCUUCUUCAAGGAGGUCACCGACAUGAACCUGAACGUCAUCAACGAGGGCGGCAUCGACAAGCUGGGCGAGUACAUGGAGAAGCUGUCCCAGUUGGCCUACCACCCCCUGAAGAUGCAGGGCUGCUAUGACAAGAUGGAGCCGUUGCGGUUGGAUGGGCUGCAGCAGCGCUUCGACGUGUCCAGCACCUCUGUGUUCAAACAGCGCGCCCAGAUCCUCAUGCGCGAGCAAAUGGACAACGCGGUAUACACUUUCGAGACGCUGCUGCACCAGGAGCUGGGGAAGGGGCCCACCCGGGAGGAGCUGUGCAAGUCCAUCCAGCGCAUCCUGGAGCGCGUGCUCAAGAAAUAUGACUACGACAGCAGCACGGUGCGCAAGCGGUUCUUCCGGGAGGCGCUUUUGCAGAUCGCCAUCCCCUUCCUGCUCAAGAAACUGGCGCCCACCUGCAAGUCGGAGCUGCCCCGCUUCCAGGAGCUGAUCUUUGAGGACUUCGCCAAGUUCCUCCUGGUAGAGAACACUUACGAGGAGGUGGUGCUGCAGACCGUCAUGAAGGACAUUCUGCAGGCCGUGAAGGAGGCAGCGGUGCAGCGGAAGCACAACCUGUACCGGGACAGCGUGGUCCUGCACAACAGCGACCCCAACCUGCACCUGCUGGCUGAGGGCGCGCCCAUCGACUGGGGCCAGGAGUAUAAUGACAGUGGCAGCAGUGGUGGGGACAGCCCCAGCCCUGUGGCCCCUGAAGGGUCCACCCUAUCAGAGAAGCGCCGGCGUGCCAAGCAGGUGAUGUCCGUGGUCCAGGAUGAGGAGGCAGGGCUGCCCCUCGAGGAGGGUUCCGAGCCAUCACUGGCGUCCCCGGACAGUGUCACUGAGAUCCGUGGCCUGCUGUCCCAGGAGCUGCAGGCUGAGAGCCCUCUGCUCAAUGGGGCCCUGGCCCAGGACAGCCCCCAACCUGAGGCUGUCCCUGAGAUGCCCUUGCCACCCGGCUCGCCGCCUCAGCAUCUCCCACCUGGGAAGGCUGUGGACCUUGAGCCCCCCAAUGCUACCAACCAGGAGACGGGGGAGCAGGUGUCCAGCCCCAGUAGCCGUACCCCCAUCCAUACCACCACUGAAGACAGCUCCGGGGUUCAGACAGAGUUCUAGACCAGUGGCCCGAGCGGCUGCUUCCUCCGAGGCACCAGCAGGCUCAGGGCCCUGGGCAGGGGCACCCCAUAUGGUGCCAACUGAGUCACUUUACUGGGUGUGUCCCAGCCUGGGCUGCUCCCCAUCUUCCCGUCUGUGGGCUGAUCUUGGAUGCAGGGUCUGGUUCCAGGCUUUCUCUUUGUGCUGGGGACUCAAUGCAGCUGGAGGUGACUGGGGCCUCCACCAUCCUGCCCUGCUUCCGGCACCUCCAAUUCCCUCCCUAUGGGUCUUGCUAUUCCUGAGGGAGGAUGGAUGGGCACGGGUGCUGCUGCCCAAAGUCUGGGAGGCUGGAGUCACCCUUGACUCAGCGAGGGUGUACCAGGACCAGGGUGGUGAAGGAAGCUGGGGCCUGCGCCCCAUUUCCAUCCUGCCCCUCCCAGCCAGGGACUGCCCGGGGAACGAAAACAACAAAGGAGGGGGGUCAUCAGGCUGGGCCUGGGUGUGGCCUUGUCCCCAGGAAAGUGGGUGAGGGGCCUCAUGAGAGGAGAAAGACGUGGAAUGUGCUGGUCUGUGGCGAGAAGUUGGGACGAGGGUUGGGAGUGUUCGAGGGAGGCUUGAGGCUGAGGUGGCAGCUCGAGUGUCUCCGGAAGUGGGCCCCUAGGGGCACAGCACACACCCAUUACGCCCAGCCCCUGCCCAUCUCCUCGCUGGUCUGGGAUCCAGCAUGGUCUCAGGGCUCCCUGCCCUGUGCACCUUGGGUCAUGUGUUGGACGGGCAGGAGGUUGCUAUGAGGCUUGGUGUCACCUCCUGCCACCUCUGAGGAACCACGAUGGGGCUCCUGAGGGCGAGAGAGGGGCAUGGCCUUUGCUGCCUCUGAGCCCCAAGCCUCCUGACCUAGAAAGUUCUGGGCCCCUCUAUGAGAAUGUCCUCUGAAUCACCUUGGUUAAGCUGAGGCAGCCCCAGUGUGGUGGCACCCACCCAGGGCCUGGUACUCCAGCUUGGCAUCUUCUGUGCUCUAGACCUGCUCCCCAGGGCAGGGGCCUCAGACCCACAGGGCAGCAGCUGGUGGUCAGGGACCCUGUGCCCCAUCACUAACCUCUUUCAAUGUUUUCCUCUAGUGCCUUGGGGGUUUCAGUCAGCCUUCCCGGCUAUGGUAUUGCAAAUACUAUGCAAACUGUUUAAGCCUCUGCUAAUCAAUAAAUGCUUUAUUUAAAGCUG